AUGAAAUCAGUUUCCUCAGUUUCACUGCGCAGUUGCAACCGUUUUAAAUACCCCCAACCUUUCAAAAUGUCUGACUACCCACCAACUGGUCUCUCCAAGGGCGUCAAAGAACUCCCCGAAUGGAUCCAGAAGGGAUGCGGCAACGAAGAGUACUAUUGCGAAGAAAAAGGCGCUACUUUCCUCGGAGCCGCCGACAAAAUGCCCGACGAGCUCCCCGACCUCUCCGAGCACAACAACUUCUUGACCGACGUUCUUAAGAAGCAGCCCGAGCUUUACAAGAACCUCAAGGACAAGAAGACCAAACUCGGUGUCACCCUCGGCCACUGCAUCAAGACCGGCAUCGACAACAAAGGUCACCCCAUGAUCAAGACUGUCGGUCUCGUCGCCGGAGAUGAAGAGUCCUACGAGCUCUUCGCCGAGCUUUUCGAGCCCGUCAUCUCCGCCCGACACGGUGGCUACCCCAAGGACGCCGUCCACCCCACCGACCUUGAUGUCUCCAAACUCACCGACACCAAGAUCGACCCUACCGGCAAAUACGUGCUUACCAGCCGAUGCCGAACUGGACGAUCCGUCAAAGGCUUCAAGCUCCCCCCAGUCACUGACUUCGAAGAGCGACGAAAACUCGAAGCUCUCGUCGUCAAGGGUCUUCUCUCCAUGGAGGGUGACCUUAAAGGUGACUACUUCCCCCUUCACGGCUCCCAGUCCUACGCUCCCAAGCCCAACGGCAUGAGCCUCGAGAAGGAAGAAGAGCUCCGAACCGCCGGUAACCUUUUCCAGGAACCCGACUCCACCCUCCUCCUUUCCUCCGGCUGCGGCCGACACUGGCCCGAUGCCCGAGGUAUCUUCCACAACGAAGCCUCCAACCUCUUCGUCUGGGUCAACGAAGAGGACCAGAUGCGAAUCGUCUCCAUGGAGAAGGGCGAUGAUAUCAAACGAAUCAUCACCCGAUUCGCCAACGCCACCACCCAGAUCCAGAAGGUCCUCAAGGCUGAAGGCGCUGACUUCAUGCACUCCGAGCACCUCGGCUGGAUCUUGACUUGCCCAUCCAACCUCGGAACUGGUCUCCGAGCUGGUUGCAUGGUCAAAGUUCCACUUUUCUCCGCCCGACCUGACUUCAAGGCUGUCUGCGCCAAGAUGGGUCUCCAGACCCGAGGUACCGCUGGAGUUGACUCCGCCUCCACUGGUGGCACCUGGGACAUCUCCAACGCCGACCGACUUGGCAAGUCCGAAGUCCAGCUCGUCAACAUCUUCAUCGAAGGUGUCGCCCAAAUCAUCCGAUGGGAACAGGCUCUCGAAGCCGGCGAAAACAUUGACGAAGCCGUCGCCAAGGCCGGACUCCCCGCCAAAUUCUAA
Oikopleura dioica is the source of this 1353-nucleotide messenger RNA. The record is from the annotation of a GenBank genome assembly. Lineage: Eukaryota; Metazoa; Chordata; Appendicularia; Copelata; Oikopleuridae.